Molecule: messenger RNA, 584 nt
Organism: Radiomyces spectabilis
Lineage: Eukaryota; Fungi; Mucoromycota; Mucoromycetes; Mucorales; Radiomycetaceae
Exons: 5
Coding region: 57-584 (175 amino acids)
Biological process (GO): mRNA splicing, via spliceosome
Cellular component (GO): precatalytic spliceosome; U12-type spliceosomal complex
Molecular function (GO): snRNA binding; mRNA binding
Source: RefSeq, a predicted model, not a curated record
GCUGAGUUUGCAAAUAAAAAAAAGAAGUUGCUUGAUUGAUCCAAAAUUUUUUCAGUAUGUGGUAUGCAAAAACGUACUCGCCUGUGCAAGUCGGUUCCAUCGAUGGAACCGACACGGUACCUCACGAUCAUGCCGUUGAGAGAGCUUUGACUGCACACUAUACUGCUCCAAAGCAUUUAACCACUGAUCCAAGAAAGACUUUAUUUGUUGCUCGCCUCAACCUCUCUACCACUGAAGAAUCCUUGCAAAAGCUCUUUGGUCGCUUUGGUGAACUCGAUCAGGUUAUACUCAUUCGUAAUCAAGUCAUUGUAGUGACGGGAACGUCCCAAGGUUAUGGCUUUGUCACCUUUCGUCGAUCUGCUGCAGCCUCAGAAGCUUAUAAACGCGCUCAUCACGCUGUACUUGACGAACACGUAAUCUUGGUAGACUAUGAACGAAGUCGUAUCAUGAAAGGAUGGGUUCCACGUCGCUUAGGAGGUGGUUUUGGUGGCCAAAAAGAAAGUGGCCAGCUGAGAUUCGGUGCCAGGGAACGGGGCUUCCGCGAACCAAUCUAUUGCGCAGUCGACAAAGCUGCCAUGCUUUGA